AGCCAUGGCGGCUAACGCUACCACCAACCCGUCUCAGCUUCUCCCUCUAGAGCUUGUGGACAAGUGUAUAGGAUCAAGAAUUCACAUUGUGAUGAAGAGUGAUAAGGAGAUUGUUGGCACACUUCUGGGAUUUGAUGACUUUGUCAAUAUGGUACUGGAAGAUGUCACUGAGUUUGAAAUCACACCAGAAGGAAGAAGAAUUACUAAAUUAGAUCAAAUUUUGCUAAAUGGAAAUAACAUAACAAUGCUGGUUCCUGGAGGAGAAGGACCUGAAGUAUGAAUGGAUUUCCUUGACUUUUGCUAGAUUCUGUUUUGUCUUAUAAUGACAACAAAAUAGAAUUUUUAUUUUAACCUUUUAAUGUUUGUAUGCUCUGAAGCCAAGUUUUCCGUUAAAGGGAAAUGCUUUGAAGAUGCAUUGUAAAUGCCUGUUUUUGUAAGUUAAUCAUGAUUAUGUUGGAAGAAGAAGAACAGUUUGUUCUAUGAAAACAAAAAUAAAGGUGUUUUUGUUAACUGUCAUUUAUUUAUUAUACUGCAAUAGCCAGUGGUUGUAGUUACUUUGUCACUUGCUUUCCUGUCAUUUUAUGAUUAUUUGCUUCCUCAUUUAGGUGACCAUUUGAUUCUCAAACAAAAUUGUUCCAAACAAAAUGAGCUUUGAUUUUGAACAGGUGCAUUAAAAAAACCUGAAAUGAUUGCUUACAAAAUUCAGUUCAAACUCUGAUGCUUUG
This is a messenger RNA of Lipotes vexillifer (Yangtze River dolphin), 725 nucleotides long. It is a transcript of the gene LSM5, whose product is annotated as LSM5 homolog, U6 small nuclear RNA and mRNA degradation associated. The transcript has 5 exons. Lineage: Eukaryota; Metazoa; Chordata; Mammalia; Artiodactyla; Lipotidae. The record is from RefSeq and is a predicted model, not a curated record. Gene Ontology annotation, cellular component: U6 snRNP; Lsm1-7-Pat1 complex; U4/U6 x U5 tri-snRNP complex. The coding region runs from base 5 to 280 and encodes 91 amino acids. Gene Ontology annotation, molecular function: RNA binding. Gene Ontology annotation, biological process: mRNA splicing, via spliceosome.